Messenger RNA from Thunnus maccoyii (southern bluefin tuna), 1840 nucleotides. It is a transcript of the gene dnaja, whose product is annotated as DnaJ heat shock protein family (Hsp40) member A. Bases 284 to 1471 code for a protein of 395 amino acids. Gene Ontology annotation, cellular component: cytosol; cytoplasm. The record is from RefSeq and is a predicted model, not a curated record. Lineage: Eukaryota; Metazoa; Chordata; Actinopteri; Scombriformes; Scombridae. Gene Ontology annotation, molecular function: ATP binding; Hsp70 protein binding. Gene Ontology annotation, biological process: protein refolding; response to heat. The transcript is spliced from 8 exons.
UCGGCAGCUCAGAAAUGCUAACACUUUCAUUCAAGCUUCAAACGUAAUGUACGUUUAUAUGGAGCUGACAGGAGUCGACAUUUAACCACAUGUGCUGUCUCUGUUAACUGUUGACGUCCUAAUCUGUUUGAGGCAUACGUUACUGUUUCCUAGCCGUUAGUGACGUUAUUUUCUAACGUUUAAGCGAACGUCGACGCCAAUGUUAACUUUGCUGUUUGGUAAUAUUAGCUAACGGUUAAUUUUCGAUGUUUGACAUGUGGUCAUUUGGCUAACGGUUGUCACCAUGGUUCAUGAAACUGCCUACUACGAUCUCUUGGGUGUCAGCCCUAAAGCCUCUGCAGAGGAACUCAAAAAAGCCUACAGAAAACUCGCAUUGAAAUUUCACCCCGACAAGAACCCCAAUGAAGGAGAGAAGUUCAAGCUUAUAUCUCAAGCAUAUGAGGUGCUGUCAGACCCAAAGAAGAGAGACCUGUAUGACCAAGGUGGGGAACAAGCGAUCAAAGAGGGUGGCAUGGGCGGAGGAACAGCCCCAAUGGACAUUUUCAACAUGUUCUUCGGAGGUGGAGGAAGGAUGCAGAGGGAGAGAAAAGGGAAGAAUGUUGUCCACCAGCUUAGUGUUUCACUGGAGGAGAUGUACAAUGGCACCACCAGGAAGCUUGCACUCCAGAAGAAUGUAAUUUGUGAAAAGUGUGACGGGUAUGGAGGUAAGAAAGGUACCUUGGAGAAGUGCUCAACUUGUAAAGGAAGAGGAGUACAGGUCAAGGUGCAACAGAUUGGGCCAGGCAUGAUUCAGCAGAUCCAAACCAUGUGUUCAGACUGCCAGGGACAGGGCGAGUCAUUCAGUUCAAAGGACCGCUGCAAGAACUGCAAUGGACACAAAGUGGAACGCAAGAAGAAAAUUCUUGAAGUUCACAUCGACAAAGGUAUGAAAGAUGGCCAGAAAAUUUCAUUCAGUGGAGAAGGUGAUCAGGAACCUGGACUGGAGCCUGGGGAUGUAUACAUUGUGCUGGAUCAGAAAGAGCACCCCAUUUUCCAUAGACAAGAUGACAAUUUGAUAAUGAAGAUGAACAUUAAACUUGUUGAGGCCCUGUGUGGUUUCAAGAAGACCAUUCAAACGUUAGACAACAGGACGAUCGUCAUUACCUCCCAGCCAGGUGAAGUAAUCAAAUAUGACGACACUAAAUGUGUUCUGAAUGAGGGCAUGCCAAUUUACAGGGAUCCUUACGAUAGGGGACAACUUAUCAUUCAGUUCCAGGUGGAAUUUCCAGAAAAAGACUGGCUCCCAGAGCAUCUUAUGUACCAGCUGGAAAGACUACUUCCUCCCAGGGAUGAUGUGAUGAUUACCGAUGACAUGGAGGAAGUGGAUCUCUGUGAGGUGGAUAUGCGAAAACAGCAGAAAAACUACAGCAGAGAAGCAUAUGAGGAAGACGAGGAUAGUCCCAGGGGUGGAGUGCAGUGUCAGACACAGUGAUUGUAGUCUAUGAUACAAUGGACAAGGUUUGACCAAUGCCUUUAAAGUCCCGCUUUUCACAAAGUAAUGUACUGCGUUUAGUUUGAAACAGUUGCCAGUAUCAUUUUUGUGUGACUUUUCUUGGAACAUGAAUAUGCAAGUGGAGUACUCGUUUCACAUGUCACGAUGUUGUGCUCCCAAACUGUAUUUUGGUGUUGUCUGGUAUGUUCUCUAUUUAAGAUUCAUGUCUUUUAUAUGUAUGUUUCCUAAGAAAUCUAAGACACAAAUGUAUUCAUCCAGAAACUGAAAUGACUACUCGUAUGCUUUCUGUGAAGGUAAUUUCAGUCAUGACAAACCGUUUUAUUUCUCAAUAAAAGUCCAUGAAUGCUU